UUGGCCCCUACGUGUAUAUAUUUUUGACGGAUGGUGCUUUAUGAUCACCAGGCUGGCUAAGAGUUAAAUUACUGGCUAAUAUGACACAGUUUUACGCAGAACUGUGUACGUACAGUGCAAAUCCGAAAUGCAGUUGAAAACUUGAGGUACGAUACAUUUGCAAUCUAAGAGGGAGUUUCGGCAAUCCUUUACUGGUCUCCAUCUUGAUCGACUUGAACUACCGGUGAAAGACCUUUCCCAACCGACCAGCUGGUUAGUGCUGAAUUCUUUAUCAAUAGAUCUCCUUUCUUUGACUUGUAGAGUGUGUCAGUUAUUCCUAUCUUGACUCCGCCGAUAGAUCGAUGAACUUCAAAGCUAAUAGUGCACAGCCAGCUGAAUGCGACGACUCUCUGCAGCAAGGUUGGUACAGGUUUAGAGGUGACGCAGGUGAUCAAAUGCCUACUUCUUGCGUGGCUGAAUUUUACUGCGGCGCACAUGCACCAGGCUGGCUUUCAACAAGUCAUCCAACAGUAGCCCAGGGUGCUGUGCGCGCCAAAGUGUGUUUUCAUUGGGGCAAAAGAUGCUGUUACUGGUCGAUGAACAUCACAGUUCGUAACUGCAGUGGGUUUUACGUGUAUAAACUGAACAAGCCUCCAAAGUGUAGACUGCGUUACUGCGGGAACGGAGCGCAAGCUCCCACCACAAACCCAGCUUCACCUUCAAGUUCGGAGUCAAGUCAAACUUUACCGACAAGUCCUUCAAAUCCUUCAGAAUGUUUAAACUACAAGUUCCUGAACGAAUCUAACCGAGCUCAAGGAUAUUCAAGCAGUAACCGCCUUGCAUUGUGCGACGAAAAACUCUCAGAAAGCUGGUACAGAUUCAGUGGAGGAGCUGGUGAUAAGAUGCCUGACUACUGUGUCGAUAAAUUAAGCUGUGGCACGCAUGCGCCGGGCUGGUUAAAUACAACCCAUCCUUCAGUAGCCGACGGAAUUGUUGAAACCAAUGUUUGUUUUCAUUGGGGAUCUGACUGCUGUUAUUGGUCGGCAACUAUCAAAGUUCGGAACUGUGGAGGGUUCUUUGUUUACCAGUUAAACCAUACACCCUACUGUAACCUUCGCUAUUGUGGAAACAAAAAGCAAGAGCCAUCGACAACUACACCACAUUCCUCAAAACCCACUGCUCGUCCCACCCGUACACCCUCUCCCGAAUGUACCAGAUACAGAGUACUACGCGGUAGCGAUCGUUCGCAAAGCUACGAGUAUAAAAACAUUCAGGGCGCCAAACCUAAAUGUGAUCGACGCCUGGCUAAAGCCUGGUACAGAUUCAUGGGAUUGGCGGGAAACCGGAUGCCAGAAACCUGUGUUUCUUCCUAUCACUGUGGUACCCAUGCCCCUGGAUGGCUUCGUGGAGUACAUCCCGACGUCUCUGAAGGAGUGGUGUCAAGAACGGUGUGUUUCACUUGGCGCAACAAAUGCUGCAGCUGGCGCAGUACAAUCUUAGUCAGAAAUUGUGGCAAUUUUUAUGUCUACAAAUUACAAAGAGCUCCAAAGUGCAAACUUCGUUACUGUGGUGUUGGUGUAAACGCAUUGACGACGGCAAAGCCAACGACGGCAAAGCCAACUACAACGCAGCCUCCUCAACCUACCCCCACAAGUAAGUUCAUUAGGUUUAAGAGCCUUAUAAGCAUUCGUCAGUGCCUGUUCAAAUCCGUUCUAAAUAUUCAAUUUUUCGUUUAUCUUCACCUGUGCAAAGAAUGUACCAGAUACAGAGUACUACGCGGUAGCGAUCGUUCGCAAAGCUACGAGUAUAAAAACAUUCAGGGCGCCAAACCUAAAUGUGAUCGACGCCUGGCUAAAGCCUGGUACAGAUUCAUGGGAUUGGCGGGAAACCGGAUGCCAGAAACCUGUGUUUCUUCCUAUCACUGUGGUACCCAUGCCCCUGGAUGGCUUCGUGGAGUACAUCCCGACGUCUCUGAAGGAGUGGUGUCAAGAACGGUGUGUUUCACUUGGCGCAACAAAUGCUGCAGCUGGCGCAGUACAAUCUUAGUCAGAAAUUGUGGCAAUUUUUAUGUCUACAAAUUACAAAGAGCUCCAAAGUGCAAACUUCGUUACUGUGGUGUUGGUGUAAACGCAUUGACGACGGCAAAGCCAACGACGGCAAAGCCAACUACAACGCAGCCUCCUCAACCUACCCCCACAAAAUUCAAACAUGGUUUUAUCAUCAUUUGUUUACCUACGGAAAUGCAAGUUCACGUUGCACGGAAAAGUUUGCCUCCUUUUGUGGAUCCCGGUCUACUCCGCCUUGAUGACCCGCGUUGUGGAGUGGUACAGACGGACGAAAAUGACAUCAGACUAACAACACCGCUGGACAGAUGUGGUACAAUACGCAGAACUUACGACGAGUCUGUUUCAUUCCAUAACAAAGUUGUGGCCGAGUCUGAUAUGGGAAGUAAGCGUUCUUUCCUAGAGUUUCCGUUCAGAUGCUCCUACAAGAAACUUCCUUCAUCCGAGGUAGAGAACUACCUUCAACCACUCUACUAUCACGGGCAAGUGAUGGACUCCACCCUCAAGGAUUACACAGGGUAACCAACGUCAGGCUGCGACUUAAGAGGAACGUCAAGUUCAAACCAAAAGCUUGGAAAUGAACGAUUAGUUUUUAACCUCUCAUAUGACAUUACCCCUGAUCUAAGCCUCAUCCGUAGAGUCCUCUCAUCGUCAAGAUAGUGGCAGAUCUAAACAGGCCAAAUGCAAAUAACAUUAAUCUCUUUUUAUUGAUAUUCCCUCGCAUGAGUCUCUUUUCCAAGCUUGCUCCAGUCCAAUACCGAGAAUACAAAGAUCACACGUACAUCCGAUUAUCAGAGAAAGGCAAGGGUCUAUGUUCAUUGUGGGCCCCCGCCCUGCAUGGUGCCCCUUCCUUUUUGAGCAAGAUCAAUCGAAACUUGAACGACUCCCCUCCACCAAAAAAAAAAAAAAAAAAAAAAAGGCCCAACAGAAAACUCUGGAGCACUUUUGGAUCUGCAACUAAUAUCCUAGAUAGUGUAGAUUGGCAAUGGUUGACAAUAAAAGCCUAGAGAUGAGA
Messenger RNA from Orbicella faveolata, 3057 nucleotides. RefSeq lists its product as uncharacterized. The record is from RefSeq and is a predicted model, not a curated record. NCBI's taxonomy places the organism in Eukaryota, Metazoa, Cnidaria, Anthozoa, Scleractinia, Merulinidae.